CCGGCCGGCCCGCGGGCCGGGGUACCCCCGCGCUUGCGCCCGCUCCGCCGUGGCCGGUUCACAGAGUCCGCCUCGCGCGGUUCCCGCCGCCGCCGGAGAGCAGGCGGGCGGGCAUGGCCCAGCCGCCGGCGCCGCCGCGCUGCCUCCUCCCGGCCACCACCAGCCCGCCCGCCGCGCCGCACAAAGAGCCCAGGCCCGAUUCGCUUAAAGGCGGCAGCCUGAGAACGCUUUAAGUUUUAGGUCACGUUGUGUACUUCUGGCUCAGAGUAAAAUCAUGCUUUUCUAAAACUGAAUUUACCAUCAUGAAGGAUUUCAUCAAAUGCAUUUCCAUCAACUUGGCUUGGUGGAUCUAUAAAGAAACCAGCUGAUAGGAGAGGGAGGGGAGGAGCCCAGCUGCAAGGUACGUGUGGCCAAGAACCAUGUCUACACGGGAGUCCUUUAACCCGGAAAGUUAUGAAUUGGACAAGAGCUUCCGGCUAACCAGAUUCACUGAACUGAAGGGUACUGGCUGCAAAGUGCCCCAAGAUGUCCUGCAGAAAUUGCUGGAAUCCUUACAAGAGAACCACUUCCAAGAAGAUGAGCAGUUUCUGGGGGCAGUUAUGCCAAGGCUUGGCAUUGGAAUGGAUACUUGUGUCAUUCCUUUGAGGCAUGGCGGUCUUUCCUUGGUUCAAACCACGGAUUACAUUUAUCCUAUCGUUGAUGACCCUUAUAUGAUGGGCAGGAUAGCAUGUGCCAAUGUCCUCAGUGACCUCUAUGCAAUGGGGGUCACAGAAUGUGACAAUAUGCUGAUGCUCCUUGGAAUCAGCAAUAAAAUGACCGACAGGGAAAGGGAUAAAGUGAUGCCCCUAAUUAUACAGGGUUUUAAAGAUGCAGCAGAGGAGGCAGGAACGUCUGUAACAGGUGGCCAAACAGUGUUAAAUCCCUGGAUUGUUUUGGGUGGAGUGGCUACAACUGUCUGCCAGCCCAAUGAAUUUAUCAUGCCAGAUAAUGCAGUGCCAGGGGAUGUGCUUGUGCUGACGAAACCUCUGGGAACACAAGUGGCUGUGGCCGUACACCAGUGGCUGGACAUUCCUGAAAAAUGGAAUAAAAUUAAACUAGUGGUCACCCAAGAAGAUGUAGAGUUGGCAUACCAGGAGGCGAUGAUGAAUAUGGCAAGACUCAACAGAACAGCUGCAGGACUCAUGCACACGUUCAACGCCCAUGCUGCCACUGACAUCACAGGCUUUGGGAUUUUGGGUCAUGCACAGAACCUGGCUAAGCAGCAGAGGAAUGAGGUGUCCUUUGUGAUUCACAACCUUCCUGUCCUGGCCAAGAUGGCUGCUGUGAGCAAGGCUUGCGGAAACAUGUUUGGCCUCAUGCAUGGGACCUGCCCUGAGACAUCAGGAGGCCUUCUUAUCUGUUUACCACGUGAGCAGGCGGCUCGGUUCUGUGCAGAGAUAAAGUCCCCCAAAUAUGGGGAAGGUCACCAAGCAUGGAUUAUUGGCAUCGUAGAAAAGGGCAAUCGCACAGCCAGGAUCAUAGACAAGCCCCGGAUCAUCGAAGUGGCACCACAAGUGGGCACUCAAAAUGUGAAUCCCACACCUGGUGCCACUUCUUAAUCUAGACAGAAAUUACUAUUUGGUUUUGUUUUUAAAUAGAUCUAUUUCCUUUUUCAUCAAUUCAAUUAAAGACUAUAAACAACAAAAUCUCAUUGUGUCUACACAUAUGGUGACCUUAGGUCAAUUUGUGAAUGGAUGCAAUUAAUAAAAUAAAAAACAUUAACUUUUUUUCCUGUUACAUUAACUGAAGAUGCACCUAAUUUUGAGGCAGCUUCUGAGUUGAGACUUAUAUUGUUAUCCAAUACUGUUGAUUCAUUUUGAAUCUUUAGACACUUAUCUCUUGCCGCAUAGGCUCUUUUUAAAGGUGCUUUCACACAGCACAGACAUUACCAAUUGUAGUGUCAAAUAGCAGUUAGUACCUUUUCAUUUUAUGUGUAUUUAUCAUUAUCGGUCUGAUUUUUUUUAAGUGUCUAAAAUGGUAUUCUGGAAAGACAAUUGGUAAGUGACACAGUGGUAUCCCUAUAGUGAGAGGGUUGCAUGAUUCCUUCCCAGUCUUUGAUUUGUAAAGCCAAGUCUUCAAAGUCAAGAGCAUCUCUUUGAUCCUGUUCAUUUCCCAAUACUGCACUCAGUUAAACAAGGCAAGUGCUUAACUCUGCAUGGAAAGCACUUUGAAGACAAGACAUUUUUUUUGUAGCCUUCCUAAUAUUUACAGUAAUACCAACUUUUCUUUAUUGAUAGCAAAAGAUACUUUUUGCAAUGUAAUUAGAUGUUCUAUAGUGCAACAAGGAAUUGCCUUCCAAAAGGGGGUUCAUGUAUAAUAGUCAUUUACAAUUCAAUAUAUAAUUAAUGACACAAAUAAUUUUUAAAUAUAAUCAAUAAUAAAAACUGUUCUGUGGAUGGUAGUGUUUAAUACAUUUUAUAUUUUGUAUAGUGAUUUCAGGCCUUUUGUUUUCUUAAAAAUCAACUAUUUAGCCUAAUUCUUAGCAUUAUUUUGUCCUUUGCGUAAGUACUUUUUUGUGCACGCUUUUUGUGAUCUGUGUUAAAAAGCUGCAUUGUCAACACUGCAGCUCAACCUUAAACUUGUUAUUCAAAUAAAUAUUUAAUUUUUUUUAUUGCUAUUGUAUAAUCAGAUGCCCCUUUUAGUGUUAUUUUAGAAGCAUUGGGAGGGUUUUGGCUAAAAUACAAUUUAUUGGGGAAAACUAGAUUUUAGUUUUAUAAAACUUUCAAGUCUUUCAUGGGACCUAUAUUUUCUUGAAUUAAAUUUUGUAGUUCUAGAAUAAAUAGGUGAUCUAAAAGGGUGUUUAUCUGUGUUACUUAAAAACAGAGGCUUCCUUACCUUUUAACCUACUAAACGAUUAGGAGGGAUCCUGUCCUUAAGCACAAGUGCACUGACUCAAGUGUCUGCCUAAGAGAAAAGCACCACAUCACUCCAAGUUUCUGAACGCUUCCCGCUUACAGGCACCAAAGCCAAGUGAACAGAUGACCUUGCCAAAGGAAGCCACUCAGUUUGAGAACUCGGAGAUGAAGCCACUGGAAGAGGCUUUGCCUCGGAUGCAGCCUCCUUCAGGAGCCAAAGGGUAGCCUUCCGCCUGUGACUGGAGUUCAAGCCACAAGGUCGGUGUGCAGGACCUGGGAGGCUGCAACAGAACUGAAAGUGACUGGACAUUUGAUAGGGAUUUAUGCAGAUGUUGAUUCUCAAAAGCCACAAACCAGUGGUCUACAAAAUAAAAUGUGUUGGAACCCUCUGAGUAAAAUGAA
Molecule: messenger RNA, 3296 nt
Organism: Manis javanica (Malayan pangolin)
Lineage: Eukaryota; Metazoa; Chordata; Mammalia; Pholidota; Manidae
Gene: SEPHS1
Product: selenophosphate synthetase 1
Biological process (GO): L-selenocysteine biosynthetic process
Cellular component (GO): cytoplasm
Molecular function (GO): ATP binding; selenide, water dikinase activity
Source: RefSeq, a predicted model, not a curated record